AGGUGUCUACAGCUAGAACCAUACAAUGAAGUGUGCCAGUACAUGAAAGGUCUCAGCCAUGUUGCAAUGGGACAGUUUUACGAAGGCAUAAAAGCUCAGACUAAAGUUAUGUUAAAUGAUCCGCUACCGGGUCAGAAGGCCAGCCCAGAAUAUCUGAAAGUGAAAUACCUCCGAGAGUAUUCUAGAUACUUGCAUGCGCAUUUGGAUAUCCCUCUUACAGAGUAUAAUAUUGAUCUAGAUCUUCCUGGAAAUUUCAAGGACCACUGGGCCAAAAAUCUUCCUUUUCUUAUAGAAAAUUAUGAAGAACAGCCAGGGUUACAGCCACAUAUAAAGGAUGUGUUAUUUCAAAACUUUGAAAGCUAUAAGCCUGGUGUGCAAGAACUUGUAUGUGUAGCUGAUCAUCUGGGUUCCAUGAUGCAGUAUGAGACACCAGGAUUUCUUCCAAAUAAAAGAAUACACAGAGCAAUGGGACUGGCCACUCUAGAAGUAAUGCAAGCAGUGCAGCGGACUUGGGCAAACUCAAAAGUUCGGAUGAAUGGGAAAACCAGACUGAUGCAGUGGAGAGAUAUGUUUGAUAUUGCUGUGAAGUGGCGAAGGAUAGCUGACCCUGACCAGCCUGUGCUUUGGUUGGACCAAAUGCCUGCCCGAAGCCUUAGCAGAGGUUUCAAUAAUCACAUUAACUUAAUCAGGGGACAGGUCAUUAAUAUGCGGUACCUGGAAUAUUUUGAGAAAAUUCUUCAUUUUAUCAAAGACAGGAUCCUUGUUUAUCAUGGUGCUAAUAAUCCAAAAGGACUACUAGAGGUUCGAGAAGCUUUGGAAAAGGUACAUAAAGUAGAAGAUCUUCUUCCCAUAAUGAAGCAGUUUAACAGUAAAACAAGAGAUGGAUUUACUGUGAACACAAAAGUCCCCAGCCUCAAAGAUCAAGGGAAAGAAUAUGAUGGAUUCACAAUUACAAUAACAGGAGAUAAAGUGGGGAAUAUAUUAUUUUCAGUAGAAACUCAGACAACAGAAGAGAGAACACAGCUGUAUCAUGCAGAAAUAGAUGCGCUAUAUAAGGAUCUAACAGCUAAAGGAAAAAUUCUAAUUCUGUCUGCAGAGCUAGGGGAAGUAGAUGCUGUUUGCAACUUGAUCCUGUCAUUAGUUUAUUACUUCUAUAAUUUAAUGCCACUUUCAAGAGGAUCUAGUGUGAUAGCUUAUUCCGUGAUCAUGGGAGCACUAAUGGCAAGUGGAAAAGAAGUAUCAGGAAAAAUCCCUAAAGGAAAGCUGGUUGAUUUUGAAGCAAUGACAGCACCAGGGUCUGAAGCUUUUAGCAAAAUAGCAAGAAGUUGGAUGAAUCUAAAAAGUAUUUCACCUUCUUACAAGAGCCUACCAUCAGUAUCAGAGACUUUUCCAACCCUGAGAACGAUGAUUGAAGUACUAAAUACAGAUUCAUCUCAUUGUCUAAAAAAAACUAUAGUUGUUGUAUAAUUUAUACAAAUAAAA
Phaethon lepturus (White-tailed tropicbird) is the source of this 1482-nucleotide messenger RNA. It is a transcript of the gene TTC13, whose product is annotated as tetratricopeptide repeat domain 13. The transcript is spliced from 13 exons. The annotation marks the transcript as partial. The record is from RefSeq and is a predicted model, not a curated record. Lineage: Eukaryota; Metazoa; Chordata; Aves; Phaethontiformes; Phaethontidae.